This is a messenger RNA of Candidula unifasciata, 264 nucleotides long. Lineage: Eukaryota; Metazoa; Mollusca; Gastropoda; Stylommatophora; Geomitridae. The record is from the annotation of a GenBank genome assembly.
AUGACUAUAGUCCACAAGAGCGUGCGUGUUUUAUGUAGGCUGUUUCCUAGACACAAAUAUGGCAAAAACUACACCCACCUGUCCCAGCCCCUGUACAGAGUUAACCAGCAAGGAGUCAGCCAGGAACAAAGAAAAUCUGGAGGGUGGGUUAUACCAGCCACUCUAGUAAUCUUAGGCCUAGGAUUUUCAAUGUUCUCAACUCAUCAGCUAGUAUCUGGCAGUGACUCUGUGAAGAUGCUGUCUUCAUUUUCCGGCAAGAAAUAG